AUGAACCUUUCGAGAGCUAGCGGUACUCGAAUAAAGGGUCUUUCACAGGUGAGAUUUUAUCGAAAACGACUCAAGUCUAGAAGCAGUCAUGUAUCACAGGUGAAUAGGCAUCAGAACGACCUCUUCUUGCCGCAGGAAUACAAACUGCGAGCCGAAUCUGCAGAAACAGUGGAGAAAGACUUAAAAAGACUAGGUUUCAAAAGCUUGCAAGAAGCAGGAUCUGUGGAUGACUUGUUUGUGGACUAUCUGGACUCCUCUUCAUCUCCGUUUAAGAAGGCAUCUUCAGAGUUCAGUACGUUGAAGUCGACCUUGGCAAAUGUGGAGAGUUUGGACAGCAGCAAUCGCAUGAAAGCGCUUUUUGAGUACCUGAUUGCAGAAUCAGAGCGGGAAGUGAGGCGACUGGAGAGCAUGGGUCCAGAACAGAUUCAGAAGAUGCAUAAGCGUUCGCAAGCGCACGAGGAUUUCGAAGGAGAUCGAGGAGAGAUCAACUCUGAAAAGGAGCUGGAGAGAGCCAUCAUGAGAGACGUUCAGAACGCUGCAAGGUCUCAAGAUACAGAGGUUCUUUUACCUAAUACUGAACGAAUGUUCAGAAUUCUGUCGGAUUUGAACAUGAGGAAACUGGCAGGGGCUAAUAUUAUCUCAGUAGAGAAUAUGGUAGCCUCAUUCGAGCUGGCUAAAAUCAUACCCAUUCACAGCUUUAGACAAAGGGGAAUUUUGCUGUCUGGGCACUUAAUCUACUCUUUGGGAAACGUGAGAAUGGACCCGGUCAACGAAUCUUUUUACAUCGAGUCCUUGGUAUAUUACGGCUUCUAUAAAAAGGCCCUUGCCCUAUUCAAUUCAAAUCGCCAAAAGGUAAAUCAGCGCUGGUGGUAUGAAAUGGGAAUGAUGGUUUGUUUGAGAGCCAAUCACUUAGCCCAGUUUGAUAACUUACUACAGUACACGUUAGAGGCUUUCGGACCCGAUUACCUCGCACCUAAGGUUUUGCGAACUGCUAUUCGUAAAAAGCUUUACGUUAGAGAUUUUGUCGGAUCCGAAAAGCUUACCAAUUUAUUCUUAAAGACAGUGGCGGCUAAUGGUUGGAGACCCUCCACUUUUGAAGAGCGCAGAAACUCACAGGAAAUCUUUUUUGAUGAUCAAAAGCAAGCGGACCAGUUUUUAAACCAAAAAGAACAUGCUACAGAAAUGGAUUUUGUCGCUCUCAUCCAGUAUCAUUUGUUCCGGAAGCAAAAGGAUAAAGCACUAAAAAUAUUUUCACAGCUUUUAUCUUCCCCAAAUAUAGAAAGAGAGCUGUUAACGACGGUUUUGAUUAAAUUGAAAUUUCAUCUGCUAAAAAGCUUCGACAUUUUGAAAAACGAUCUUCUAUCUUAUUUAUCAAACAACGCUGAUAACUACAUUCGAUUAGCUGAGGAAAGCUUCAACAAAGCAGCACAUCAAAGCAGCGUCGAAAAAUUGAGGGAAAAAUAUGAAAACAUCUUUUUCGAUGAUAUUACCGCCAUUGCGUCAAAACCCUGGGUGGCUCAAAAUGUAGAGAACUUCGUAAUCAACUCCCUGCCACAGUCGAAUAGUUGUAAGGGAGUUGAUAGCUCUAGAAGCUCUUCUAUGCAAACGCAAAAUGUCCUGAAGUCGCUUUUGAAUAAUGACAAAGAACUACAAGCAUUAAAGCUCCUAGAAACAUUAGAAUCUUUGCCACCCGACAGAGAAGAGUCUGCAGCAUUUGUAAAAAAAGCUAAUGCUCACCACUACAAUGUAUUUGUGGAGUAUUACAGCAAGAAAGCGCAGCGGACGCAAAACCCAAAGGAUAGGUCAAAAUAUGAAAAAAAAAUUGAAGAAGUUGUUACGCGAGUAAACGAACAAAAUGUGCGCUAUAAUAGCACGCUUCUUUCAUCCCUUUUACAGCACUAUAGAACAAAGGUCGAUCUUGACAACUGUUUCAUUAUAAUAAACCAAGUUCUUAACGUCAAAGACGUUGAGGUAAGCACUGAAAGUCCGUUUAAAAAUCUCAUGUCCUUUUUUGAGAGACGAGAAAUCACAAAAUCACUGUAUUAUCAGAUUUGGAAGACUUUUGCUCUCUACUACUCCUUUUUUGAUAAUGGGCUUGGCACCACAGAACUUCGCUCAAAUUACCGCGCAUGGAAAAGAAAUGUGUUGAAAGAACGGUCUAAAAUCAAUGUACACCCUUCUUGUAACUAUAGGGAGCUCUUUGAGGAGAUGGUUUUAAAAGACAAUGUAUUACCGGAUGCCCAAUUCUAUGAGACCAUAAUCAGGGCUCUUGUCCAUGUCCGAGAGUGGUCUUAUAUUCCAGCAGUAAUAAAAUACAUGAGUCAGAUCAAUGGCAUAAGAGUUGACAAAAAAUUACUAAGAUAUAUCAAUGGUGGUCUCCGAUUAGAAUACAUUGCCAUUGAGCGUGAGAAGCUACGAGAUGGCGGUUGCACAGUCCACGAAUUUACCACACCAAUAAUUAACAGUGCUCGCAGAGUUGUUGAGAAUAAAAUCAAAAGCGGAGAAAUAUUGAAUGAAUCAAACACAGACAGAGACUUCCAAAUUACGAAAAACAUUUUGGGAUUUCUCGAAGAGAUUCGUCCUGAUGAGCUCUUGCAAGUGCAGACAGCCCUCGAGCAGUUGGAUCUCCAUUAA
Molecule: messenger RNA, 2634 nt
Organism: Lachancea nothofagi CBS 11611
Lineage: Eukaryota; Fungi; Ascomycota; Saccharomycetes; Saccharomycetales; Saccharomycetaceae
Source: the annotation of a GenBank genome assembly